CCUUAGGAUUUAGUUGUUAUAAGAAGGUGGGGCGGCAGGAAAAAAAAACGUCGCAAGAAAGGGAAGGAAGGAGUCUCGGCGGCAGCAAGGAAGGGAGAGGGGACUUCGACCUUGGAGGGAAGAACAAGCCAACACCAAGUCUCCGAGCACCAAUGCACCUCUUAAAACCCUUUCCUUUCCACUCGUUUUGGUCUAUUUCGCAGCAAUUUUUUUUCUUUUUCCUCAGAAUUUCUUUCGACUCUUUGGAGCCUGUAGAUGCAGCAGAUUUUGAGGGAUUUCUAGGUCAUCCACAGCAGGUUUUUGGAGAGGAAUUUGCAGGUUAAGAGCAGCAAGUACUGCUUCCUUUAUAGGUGAAAGAACUGACGAUGUUGGAGGCUCGGACUCUUGAUCGGACUGGGCUGGACAGUACAUUCCCAAGGACCUUAUAAUUCCGCAUUAAGAAUGAAUAAACAGUGAUUAUGAUGAAGAAAGAAUAAAGUAGUAUCGAGUAUAGUUGUUCUAAGAUGGUUGUCUAAGUUUAGGAACUUUUUUUUUCAUGGUACCUGUAAUGGAUUUAAGUGUAGGAGUAUGGUUUAUUAAUUGCAAACAAUAUUUCUUAUUUUUAUUGGAUAUGUUUAAAAAAAAAUUGGGUCGUUUCAGUUGGUAUCAGAGUAAGGAUCUUGUAAGGGAUGCGUACUGCCAGUUCUGGGAGGUUCACGAGCCGAGCCUCAAGUCUGUAUGCCGCCAAGACGAGUCUAUCAAAGGCGUAGGGAGAAUGGUCGUGAUGGGGGAGAACGUGAGGAGGAGAGACAUGCGGCGCCCGAUCCCCCAUCUCCGCUACCAGAUGCUACUACUCGUAUACUGGAAGGAAUGACUCGACUCUUGGAGCAGCAUACCGGUAAUGCCCAUAGGGGGCGACAGGAAGAUGUGUAUGUGCAAUUCAGGAGGAUGGACCCUAAGGAUUUCGUUGGCACUACCGAUCCCUUUGUAGCUGAGGGGUGGAUCCGAUCCUUAGAGGUGAUAUUCCGAUACAUGGAUAUGGCUGACAAAGACAGAGUCCGAUGUGCUAUAUAUCUGCUGAAGGAUGAUGCUUCUCUAUGGUGGGAGGGAGCUGAAAAGGGGGUUAAUCAGGAUAUCCUGACCUGGGAGGAGUUCAAGAGGAUCUUCUACGAAAAAUACUUCACCGCUAACGUGAGAUCGAGAUUGAAGAGGGAGUUUAUGAGUCUCUGGCAGGGAGACCUGCAUGUUGUUGAUGAGUUUGUCAAGAAGUUUGAUAGAGGAUGUCAUUUUGUGCCCUUAAUCGCAAAUGAUGCUAAUGAAAAAUUGAGGCACUUUUUGGAUGGUCUCAGGCCUACCAUCCGUCGGGGCGUUCUGUUGGCUGAUUCAAUUGAAUAUAAAGAUGUUGUCACUAGAGCUUAUAGAGCUGAGCAAUCUUUAAAGGGCAUCGAAUGGGAGGUGCAGAGGAAGAGACCCCCUCCACAACAACAACAACAACAUAAUAAGUUAUACACUGGACCUCAGAAAGGACAGGGACGAUUGAAGCCUCAAGGGAGCACAAAGCAACAAUCACAGGGAGCAACUACCUCAAAGACAGAGGAAAAAUCAUUGUGCUGGGAGUGUAAUCGCCAACACUACGGUCAAUGUCUGUGGGGUACCUACAAGUGCUUUAAAUGCGGAGGGGAUGGACACAAAGCUAAGGAAUGUCUAAAACUGCAAGAACCUAUGGCAGGACGGGUCUUUGUGAUGCAUGCCAAGGAAGCGGAGUCAGACACUACGCUUGUUACAGGUAACUCGACUAAUUUCAUGUACUUAUUGCCUAGUGUGUAAAUGUUAAGCAUGGGUGAUUAGAAUUGCAUGUCUCAAGACAAGAGAUAUAGGGUACCAAACAUAAAUGGAAGUAUUCGAAACUUUUAAAAGGGGUAAUGGGUUUUCGGGAAUUGUAAGCUUAAAUGGAUAUAAUGGUAUGGUUGUCACAGGUAGGAUAUCUAUCGCGGGUGUAACUACAUACGCCUUGCUAGAUUCGGGAGCUACACACUCAUUAAUAUCGGAGACCUUCGUAAAGCGACUAGGGAUCUUACCGAGGGACAUGGGGAAUGGAUUCAGAGUCACCGGACCCUCUGGCGAGCAGAUGUUAUCCACCAAGAUGGCAAAAGACACGGAGCAUAGACUACAGGAGCAUGUGAUUCAGGCGGACCUCAUAGUGUUGCCAAUGCCUGAGUUCGAUAUUAUUCUGGGAAUGGAUUGGUUAUCACAGAAUGGAGCUUCGAUCGAUUUCCGACAAAGGUCGAUAUCCGUUCGACCAUCCCACGACGAGUCGUUCAUUUUUUAGGUAGCUUAUGAGGAGGGGCUGCCAAGGAUUUCUAGCCAAUGUCGUUUCGAUGCCAGAUGCAGUCAACCAGAAGAUGGAGGACGUCGAAGUCAUGCGAGAAUUUCCUAGCGUAUUUCCUGAGGAUGUCUCUGCAUUCCUCUGGAAAGGGAGGUGGAGUUUUCCAUCGAGCUGAUGUCGGUUACGGUGCUAAUCUUUAAGGCAUUGUAUCGUCUCGCUCCGGCAGAAAUGAAAGAACUAAAGGAGCAGAUUCAAGAACUACUAGAUAAAGGAUUCAUUCGCCCAAGCUUUUCGCCAUGGGGCGCAUCGGUACUAUUCGUGAAGAAAAAAGAUAAAAAUAUGAGGCUCUGUAUCGAUUAUCGAGAAUUGAAUAGAGUGACAAUGAAGAACAAGUAUUCUUUGCCCAGGAUCGAAGAUUUAUUUGAUCAGUUGCAAGGGGCGUCGAUAUUCUCGAAGAUAGAUCUCCAAUCAAGGUACCAUCAGUUGAGGGUAAAAGAAAUUGACGUGCAUAAGAUGGCUUUCAGGACUCGAUAUGGACAUUAUGAGUUUAGGGUGAUGCCAUUCGGAGUGACAAAUGCCUCGGCAAUCUUCAUGGA
Zingiber officinale is the source of this 2901-nucleotide messenger RNA. RefSeq lists its product as uncharacterized. The coding region runs from base 718 to 1806 and encodes 362 amino acids. The transcript is spliced from 3 exons. Gene Ontology annotation, molecular function: nucleic acid binding; zinc ion binding. The record is from RefSeq and is a predicted model, not a curated record. Lineage: Eukaryota; Viridiplantae; Streptophyta; Magnoliopsida; Zingiberales; Zingiberaceae.